GCUCAGGUGACUCUUCCCGUACGUGGGGGGCGCUAGAGACCGUUGAGCGCCAUGUUGCACGCUAAACGAUCCGCUGAAGGAAAGUCACAAGCUCUCUGCACGGCGUUGCAUUUGGACAACCCAUUUAUAUACAAAUGGAGGAGUUACAAGCCGUAAAAUGAGCACGCAGGCGUCAACAUCUGGAUCCGUCAAUGAGGCGAGAGGUAGAAGUGCUCAAGAUAUGGAAGACUCCAAAACACACUUCAGAGUCUGUCGGUUUAUCAUCGAGACGGGAGUGAAGUUAGGCAUGAGAUCUGUGCCCAUGGCUACAGCAUGUGUGCUGUAUCACAGGUUCUUCCAGUCUGCCAGUCUACAGGUCUAUGAGCCUUACCUAGUGGCCAUGUCUGCCAUCUACCUCGCGGGCAAAGUAGAAGAGCAGCAUCUCAGAACUAGGGACAUCAUCAAUGUCUGUCACAGGUAUUUUCACCCAGAGAGUGAACCUAUGGAACUGAAUGGGAAGUUUUGGGAGUUGCGGGACAGUAUAGUACAAUGUGAGCUCCUUAUCCUUCGACAGCUUAACUUCCAAGUGUCCUUUGAGCAUCCACAUAAGUACGUGCUGCACUACCUGCUCUCGGUGAGGAGUCUUUUGAAUCGUCACGCCUGGUCUCGAACCCCCAUUGCAGAGACGGCCCUGGCUGUGUUAAAAGACAGUUACCACGGCUCUGUGUGUGUCCGCCAUAAGCCUCAACACCUUGCCCUCACCUCCCUCUACCUCGCUCUCCAGACAUAUGGAGUGCAGCUCCCCAGAGGAGAACUGGAGUGGUGGCAGGUUGUUUGUGCAGACAUCACCAAGGCUCAGAUUGAGACCAUCAUGAGUGAGUUACUGCAGCUCUACGACAUGGAGGCCAAGUGUACCUGAGAGACAACGAAUGAAGCGGUACUAAAACACUGGCGCGGAAACCAACAUCUUCAGCCGAAUCUGUAUCUGACGAUCAUCUUAACACAUGCAUUGAACCCUUUUUCUCCUGAUGUUGCGACGUAACCUAAUGAGCUCUGCUUGUUAAUUACAUUACAGAACAUGAAGGUUUAGAAAGGCUCGUCAGGAAUGAUGAGAGGAAUUUCGAUAUAGAAGCAGGCUUUGUAAGUGGUGCUAUGAAAACCAGACUUUAGCCACACCGCAUCAAUCAAUUCCCAGCCACCGACCUACUUUCUUCUCCUACCUUGUGCUAUUUUUCCCCUUAAAGAGGGAGAGAGAAAUUACAAAAGAGAUGGAAUAGCUGGUUGAAGGAAGAAUGAAACAAAAGAAGAGCCAUCCUGUCCCCAGAGCUAAAUUCUGAGGUAAACGCUAGAUCUGAGCCUUUUCUUUUAUAUUUUCUAAUUUAAUUACUCUCCUCCUCUCCCUACAGAACUUGUCCCGGUAGGAUUCUUUAUGUAACUCCUUAAAGCAGUAUUACUGUAAAGCACCACAGUUUUAUUAGAUACCACACUUCUAUUUCAAACUUCAAAAACACUUCACUGACGUAAACUUUCCAUAGUCUUAGCUAAAGAUGAACGGCAGUUUCAUUCUAAGACUAUAUUUAAAAAUGUAAUUACAAAUAAAAAUGUUUUUUGCACCAA
Molecule: messenger RNA, 1596 nt
Organism: Puntigrus tetrazona (Sumatra barb)
Lineage: Eukaryota; Metazoa; Chordata; Actinopteri; Cypriniformes; Cyprinidae
Gene: ccnq
Product: cyclin Q
Exons: 6
Coding region: 158-898 (246 amino acids)
Biological process (GO): regulation of transcription by RNA polymerase II
Cellular component (GO): nucleus
Molecular function (GO): cyclin-dependent protein serine/threonine kinase regulator activity
Source: RefSeq, a predicted model, not a curated record